Amphibalanus amphitrite is the source of this 3029-nucleotide messenger RNA. Its product is annotated as glutaminyl-peptide cyclotransferase-like. NCBI's taxonomy places the organism in Eukaryota, Metazoa, Arthropoda, Thecostraca, Balanomorpha, Balanidae. The record is from RefSeq and is a predicted model, not a curated record. Gene Ontology annotation, molecular function: glutaminyl-peptide cyclotransferase activity; zinc ion binding. The transcript has 9 exons. The coding region runs from base 260 to 1348 and encodes 362 amino acids.
AAAGGACAUUUGACUGAUUAUUUUACAACUUGAAUGUAAAGAAAAUUACAUUGCUAUAAUUUUAUUUAUCUUUUUAACUAAAAUUGAAAACAAAUUUUGCGUUUCAAGAGAGAACAAACGUCAUUCUUUUGGUAUCUAUGACGCCAAUCUCCAGAAAUCUCCAGAUUGCGUUCCAGCGCCUCCAGUAAAACCUCUGGUAGAGCCUCCAGUCAAGAAUUUCUUCUGGAGGCGCUGGAACAGGCCCUUAGUUAGCUGCAGGAUGGGUACACUGAUGGCUCCAGCUCUGCUGACAGUAUGCACCUUCUGGUGCCUGCUGAGCACCUACAUUGUGUCAGCCAGCUCAGCCAGUUCCACUGGGAAACUCAAACAGGACAAGUACCAGCCACAGCAUCUAGAGAAGUUUGGUCUGCUGGAGACCGUGGCUCUGCUUGAUCAGCAAUUGGACCUGGAGGCCCAGCUGUGGUCUGGCCUGCUGGAUCCCAUGAUGGUGGCUCGGUACAUAGGCACAAAACAGCAUGAAGAUGUCAGACAGCACAUAAUACACACGCUGACCACCCUCGGCUGGACGGUGGACGAGGACCGGCCGUUUGAGAUGAAGACGCCGCGAGGAGCGAUGAACUUCACCAACGUGGUGGCCACGCACGACCCGUCGGCGCCGCGCCGGCUGGUGCUGGCCUGUCACUACGACUCCAUCUACGGACGGGACACGUUCAUCGCGGCCACCGAUUCUGCCGUGCCGUGCGCCAUGAUGCUCUACAUGGCCACGCUGAUUACAAAUCGCUACCUGGACCCUAUGAAGGGCCGGUCGGAGCUGACGCUGCAGUUGCUCUUCCUGGACGGUGAGGAGGCCAUUGUCCACUGGACCGACACCGACUCGAUAUACGGCGCGCGUCACCUGGCCUCGGAGCUGGCACAGAGUGUCUACCAGCGGACCGGGGACACCGUCAUCAACGACAUCGACCGCAUAGACUGUUUUGUGCUGCUGGACCUGCUGGGUGCCGCGCUGCCGUCCAUCAGUAACUACCAGCCGAGCUCUCGGGACGAGUUCCGACACCUGGUCUCGGCCGAAGAGCGGCUCGCCAAGGCCGGCCUGCUGCCCGACCUGCCGUCCGUGUUCCACUACCGGGACAGCUGGGGCGCCUGGGGAGCGCCGCGCAUCAGCGACGACCACCUGCCCUUCCUGCGGCGCGGUGUGAAGAUUCUCCACCUGAUACCGCACCCGUUCCCGAAGGUGUGGCACGACGACUCCGAUAACGGCUGGGCCAUUGAUUUCCCCACGGUGCAGCGCAUCAACCGGAUACUGCGUGUCUUCGUCGCGGAGUACCUGGGCGUCGCCACGUAUCUGUAGUCGAAACGCACCGGCCGCCGGCUGCGACGGUCUUCCUAUGGACGAUCCCUAACGCCUCUCCGUGACCAUCGGUGGCCUUCCCUGCCUCGAGAGCCAGCCAAUCAGAAGCCAAGCUGUCCGACGCGUCGGCGAAUCGGCGACGCCCGCUGUCGGUGCCUCAGUUUUCGGCCAAUCAGAAGUCCCGCCGUCCGCCGUGCCAGCGACUUUGUACCGCAGCCAAUGGAGUUUGCCUUCGUGUGGGUCUUUGUGAGUGUCAUGGUUGUCUCAGAUCAGUGUCAUUUUGUAACGAUAAGUUUUCUGUGAAAAAUCAUGCGACCUGUGUAAAAGACUAGUUAACUAGGUUGUGAUGCUACUUAAUUAUAGCGUAUAUAGCGUACUUAAUUAUAGCGUAUUUUGUGUGUGGUGAUAAUAUGUGAUAGUUUACUAUGCAAAGCUUAGGUGCUCAUCGUCGCAGUGUUUCUGGGUAACGCUAACUGGUUAUCGGUGAACGACGUGUGUAUGCUGCGUGGCAAUGCUCUGCUAGGAUGCAGCGUUAUGUACAACGCAUCUAACUAUGGCUCAAAAGAAAGGAUGCCUCAAAGGCCAGGCUCACCUCGUAAUAGUUUUGUAAUUGCAGAGAUAUCGAGAUAUCGACUGAGAUGUAAACGUUCAGGUAGAUGUUUCUAAAUUUUCUUAAAAGUCCGCCUAAAUUAGCAUGAAUGGCUCUGCCUUGCGCUCUAUUUAUCGCCUUCUCGUAUGCUGGCAAUAGCAGAGCUUUAUUUACGCAAAAUCCUAGCUAAAAUAAUAUUUUUUUCUUAGCGAAUGGAGUAUCCUCAUUUUCAUGACGUCAGAUUAUCGAACAAGGUUUUCUAUAUCGAAGUCAUGACUAGCAUAAGCAGUGUAAGCUGUUAAGAAAUAAUGACAUGUUUGCUUGGGUGUGAAGCUGUUCUUCAAGUGACCUGCAGUGUGGUUUCUCAUAGAAGUUGUGCAGUGGCUAGCUCAUAUCGCAAUUAACGGUUUUAUGAAGCUAUAGCUUGUCACUUUAAGCUAUGCAACGUUGCUGGCCUUCUAAAGCCGUUUGAUACAACUGCCUUUGUCGGCUUGUGUGGUGUAUGCUUCAAAAGCGAGUUAUUUCGCGGUGUGCAUGGUGUAAGUUAGGGGCAGGGCUGCGGAGUCGAUGGAUUUUCGGCGACUCCGACUCCGGCUUUAAAAAACCAGCUCCGACUCCGACUCCGACUCCGGGCAGAAUUGUCGACUCCGACCGACUCCAACUCCCGACUCCGACAGACUCCGCAGACCUAGCAGGGCUGCGGAGUCGACAGAUUUUCGGUGACUCCGACUCCGACUCCGGCUCGGGUUUCUAAAAUCGACUCCGACUCCGACUCCGGUCACAACUUCGACUCCGACCGACUCCGACUCCGACUCCGCAGCCCUGGUUAGGGGGCUUUAGUGUGUCCUUGUCACCCACUGCUGCCCAAAGCAAUUCGGCGAAUGCCUUCGCACGGAGUCGGCAGGAGAGCUGCAGACCGAAUCGAGCCGUUCUCUCGGCACACAGGGGUUCGUGCUGCUGCCUGUAUAGGGUUUGUCGCAUGCUACAGUGAAUUGUGCAAUGUGCAAGCUUGUGGUCACUCGAUCAUGCGUGUGCAGACGUAAAUAAGUAAGUGUUUCUACAUUUAAUAAAGCCAACAGUGUUGUAUAAACA